AUUUGUAGAAAGAGUUAUAGCAGAUCUAGAAAUUUUGGCAUUAUACUACUUACCCGUUCUUAAAAAAUACGUAUUGUAUGGAUAAGUCUUUUUUUAUCCUGUGCUAAAGUACUUGAAUAAGUGGUUUCAAAACACCUAAAUCCUUUUAUGUCUGGUAAAUUUUUUUAUUGUUGCGAUACCACUCUAAAAUAUUGAAAUUGUUCAGAAGACGUCAAUGUUAUCUAUUUUUGCUGAAUAUUGAUGGACAGUCUAAAUUCGAGCAAAUCUGAAUUGAUUCCGAUAAACUCUGAACGUGACUAUCGUAACUCUGGCUCAACAAAAUGGACUUCCGCAUUUAAAACAGAGGAUUUGCCAUCGAAUAAACGUACUACACGACCAAGAGCGUACUCUCAAGAUACCAGUAUAGGGAUUAAUCGUCUUCUUGAUAGAUUGAGUACUCAUUAUCCUCUUGUAGCGAAAUUAACGCCACUCCUCCCGGGAGGAAAUCCUAUUGAUAGGACUAAUAACCUAAUAAUCCGGAAAAUCUCGUCUGCUUCAGAGUAUGUUUCCGUCACUUUAUCACGGUUUAUUGUCGGGUUUGAUGUGCGCAAAAAUUAUAAAUUACAUAAGAACUCAUGCAAAAAAAGAACUGGUUUGGCAUUCGAGUUGUUACAAACAGAGCGACGCUAUGUCAAGCUCAUUGGGGCGAUAUUGACGGUUAUCGUCGAGCCGUUAAAAAAACGGAGUUCAGAUCCAGAACCUCUAAUGGUGCUACAGGACAUAAAAUCUAUAUUUGGUGACUUGGACAUCAUUUUUGGAAUCAAUUCUGAAUUCCUUCGUACGCUUGAACCUAAAAUAACAAAUUGGGACCCUUUCAGCACAGUUUUAGGUGACAUUUUUGUUUCACCUAUUUUUGACCUUUUCAGGGUUUAUGCCGACUAUUUAAAAUCUUAUCAAAACAGCAACAAUUACCUUAAAAACCUUAUAAAGACCAAUACCAGGUUAUCGAAGUUUCUCUUACAAGCCGAGAAAAACCCUGCUUGUGAAAUGCAGGAUCUGAUGAUGCUGAUGCUUCUUCCUAUUCAAAGGGUACCUCGGUAUUUGCUCUACGUUUCCCAAAUUCUUAAGUAUACUUGGCCUACGCACGUCGACUAUGAUAAUUUAUGCAAGGCAAAAAAAAAUUUAGAAGACAUGAAUAAGUUUUUGAACGAAAAAAUGAGCCAGAACCAGAAUGUCCGGCGCCUCGUUGAUAUUCAGAUCAACCUAUCUGGUAUAGAGAAGCCUAGCAUUGCGAUCGAAAGUCGCGUAUUUAUAACUGAAAUAUUACUCAGCGAGGUUGAGUCAAACGUCGACUAUAAUAUUUAUCUAUUUAACGAUUCCGUACUUAUCACCAUCGCAGAAGAUAAAGAAUACAGAUUGCAGCAGUUUUGUAGCAUUGAUACAUGCGAUAUUUUUAUUAGGAUGAAGGAAGAAAAGACGAUUACCUUGAUUACCCAAACCCUAAUUUACCUUCUAAAAGGCGAAGAUUUGGUAAAACUAGAGGAGUUCUUUAAACUGUUUGUAGAAACUAAAGGAAAAUUUAAGAAGCAGAUUGAAUCUCGUCACCGAAUUCAUAAACCUUUUAAUAUUCAUGCUUCGAGUGUCAAGCUCAAAGUGCCUGGCCGAUUUCAGAAGAUGUUUUCAGUCGGUAGUAGCGCUAAAUUACCACGAAGCACUCGGUCAUCUCGACUUUCAAAAAUAGAAAAAGGUAAUGGUUAUAGCCAGGAAAAGUAUCGAUCGAAGUCGCCCUUUAUCUGAUAGGAACAGUCCACGGCGUGUCAGUGACUCAUAAACUAAAAGGAUUGAAAACGUCUUGUAGGUGGCUGGGCGCGAGGCUGGGGUAAUUCGAUUAAGGUGUAUAUGUAUAUAUAAUAUUAUUAGUAUAAAAGAGACGAAUGUGAUCCUUCAAAAAGGGGCCGGACGAAA
Messenger RNA from Schistocerca gregaria, 1944 nucleotides. Its product is annotated as ras-specific guanine nucleotide-releasing factor 1-like. Gene Ontology annotation, molecular function: guanyl-nucleotide exchange factor activity. The record is from RefSeq and is a predicted model, not a curated record. The coding region runs from base 241 to 1776 and encodes 511 amino acids. The transcript has 4 exons. Lineage: Eukaryota; Metazoa; Arthropoda; Insecta; Orthoptera; Acrididae.